This is a messenger RNA of Cyprinodon tularosa, 1707 nucleotides long. It is a transcript of the gene necab1, whose product is annotated as N-terminal EF-hand calcium binding protein 1. The record is from RefSeq and is a predicted model, not a curated record. Gene Ontology annotation, cellular component: cytoplasm. The transcript has 13 exons. Lineage: Eukaryota; Metazoa; Chordata; Actinopteri; Cyprinodontiformes; Cyprinodontidae. Gene Ontology annotation, molecular function: calcium ion binding. The coding region runs from base 78 to 1118 and encodes 346 amino acids. Gene Ontology annotation, biological process: regulation of amyloid precursor protein biosynthetic process.
UGAGGCAGUUAUCAGUGAAAAGAAGCACAGGCAGACAAAUUCCUCUGCAGUUUACAUCUGAAGCAGCACUGAGGAGGAUGGAUUGUUCAGAGGAACUCCAGUCUGUGUCUGAGGAGCCCUGCGCUCAGAUGGAGCUAAAGAAGGGAAUGUCAAUUUUCAUUGAUAUUUUGCGAAGGGCCGAUAAAAACGAUGAUGGAAAGCUGUCUUUUGAUGAAUUCAAAUCCUACUUUUCUGAUGGAGUCCUGACUGCCGAGGAACUGAAAGAGCUCUUCCACACAAUUGAUACUCAUAACACAGACAAUGUGGACACGGAUGAACUUUGUGAGUACUUCUCGCAGCACCUUGGCGAAUAUGAGAAUGUUCUUGCAGCUUUGGAGGAGCUUAAUAUGUCCAUACUGAAAGCAAUGGACAAAACAAAGAAGGACUAUCAGGAGUCCACCCACCUGGAGCAGUUUGUGACCCGCUUCUUGCUGAAAGAGACAACCAAUCAGCUUCAUUCACUUCAAAGCUCGCUUGAGUGCGCCAUGGAAACCACAGCUGAGCAAACUCGCCAGGAGAAACAGGGCCCAGUAAAGCCAGAGGGUCUCUCCAUCCAGCUCUCUGGUCGUCGGUCCAAUCGAAGGCUUCAGAGAAACAACAGCCUCUCUCCCAGCAACCCUCUCCUCAGUCUGGUUAACUCAGGUGUUUAUGAUGAAGAUUGUCAGUGGACGGUUCAGGUCAACAGGCUGCAGAAGCUUAUCGACCGCCUAGAGCAGAAGGAGAUCCGUAUGGAGCCCGUCGAAGAGGAGGUUCUGGAGAGCAAAUCGCCCAUCCUAAUAGUCCAAAGGCAGCUGUCGGUGCUGGAGGAGGAGCUGGAGGAGUUUCGACUGGCCCUUAGGCAGUACAUUGAUUGUGCCUCCGUCCAGACAGGAUGCUUACACAUCGCAGUUCAGCGGCUGGCAAAUGAAUCACGCUUCAUUCUCUAUGAAUUCUGGGAGCACAACAACGUGUGGAAGAACCACCUACAGACUAACUACAGUAAAACCUUUCAGAGGGCAAACGUAGACUUCCUGGAAACUCCCGAGUCCACCACCACCAUGCUUGUUCCUGCUUCUUGGUGGGUCCUCAACAAUAACUGAAAGCUUCACAGCACCAAGCAACAUCAUCACUGAUGGGUGUGAGGCACAAACAGACACCUGUCAUCACAUCGCCAUCCCACAGAAACACCUCACGCUCCUUAAAGCAGCAGUACUUGUGACCCAUGGUGAUUUCUAUAUAUGACUUUCCAUGUUCCUACAGAGUUCAGUGGUAGCUCCAGUAGCUCACGUUUGUGUGUAUAAAAAGUUCCUUAACCCCAAAAGCUAUGAGCCCAUCAGUAACCGAUCUGGGGUCUGAAUUGUCACCUGGAUCGUAUUGUGUUUGUUUCUUAGAUGUCUUUUUGAGGACAUUGGACCAGUUAUUUCUAGUUGUAGGAUUAUAUUUUAUAAUUAGGUUUAGCUUGAAUAAGACUUUGAGUUGUUCUGAUUAACAUUGUUGUUUUCAUUAUAUGAGUGCCCUGAUUAAAAUCAAACCUUGAAUGAAUGUGAAAGAGAAAUUACAUGAAGCACUUAGAAAUACAUUGUCAAUUGUAGCAGCUCCAGGAAGCUCAUUAAACCAUAUUUCUGUAGUUUCUAUCUUUAGUGUGUUGAACUGAGACAAGGACUAAAAUAAAGAUGAUAUUGUUGUGUA